Papilio xuthus (Asian swallowtail) is the source of this 2142-nucleotide messenger RNA. RefSeq names its product nose resistant to fluoxetine protein 6-like. The transcript is spliced from 13 exons. NCBI's taxonomy places the organism in Eukaryota, Metazoa, Arthropoda, Insecta, Lepidoptera, Papilionidae. Gene Ontology annotation, molecular function: acyltransferase activity, transferring groups other than amino-acyl groups. Bases 68 to 2083 code for a protein of 671 amino acids. The record is from RefSeq and is a predicted model, not a curated record.
ACUCGCUUUAAAUAUCUUCGAUGCUAAUGUGGUCGUCUUUGUUCAACUUGUGACACGAACUACGAAUAUGGUGUCAAUACAUAUUAAUAUAACGAGUGUAAAAGUGAUUUCUUCUGUUAUAUUUUUGUUUAUAACAAAAUGUUCCGGGUUAACCGAUAUGGAAUACAAUCGAAUGCCGCCAAUAUACCAUCUGGAUAACUACGAGAGUUGCUUGCAACGCAUCGGUGACGUCUACUGCACUACACACUUCUCCCUCGUCUCCGAAAGUCCCAGCGAUCUACUGGACAUGAUACAAGAAUAUUCCAAAGACACAUCGACGCAUUUUAAUCACAGCAAGCUGAGGUACGGCAUGUGCCUAGCGGAGAGUUGCAGCAACUAUCACUCAAGCCAGGCAAUCGUAUCUAUCCAACAUCUCGAAGCAUGUCUCAAUAGAACAUUCCGUGACAAAUACAACUUACAAACUAGAGUCACUGAGUUCUCUUGCAUAGAGUACAAUGAGACUGUUGAAAAGAACUUUGGUGAUUUUUGUAUGGGUUUGAUCAUCUUCACACUGACGGGACUUGCAAUAUUUAGCACUUUCCUUGACGUAUAUCUAACAAACAUAAAUCUAGAAGAUUUUCCGUUAUUAUUAAAUUUCUCUAUAAGACACAACUGGAGGCGUUUGUUCGCACCUUACGAAGUGGAGACAGAUAGUAAACGACAAAUAUUCAAGUCAUUGCACGGCAUAAGGGUGGUAUUGAUCAGUUUGGUGAUACUAGGACACAGUAGAGUGCCUCAUGUAACAACUAUGAAGAAUUUAAAACUUGUCGAAGAGAGUUACAAAGAUAUAUUUUUGUAUAUAUUCCUCAACGGCAACAUAAUAGUUCAAACGUACUUCGUUAUCUCGGGAAUGUUACUCGUAUACAAAUUGCCAACUUAUACCGAAAGAUAUAAGAUUGAUUUUCAUUUAAUACCGAAGCUGAUUUCAACGAGGUGGCUUAGACUUGUUCCACCGCACGCUUUUGUCAUAUUUUUUACUGCGACUUGCCUGAGACAUACUAAGUCAGGACCCCUAUGGGAGGUAGUUAUUAUUUAUCCUUAUAAUUUAUUUUCCGUUUUGGUAAAAGUAUUAAAAGAUGGAUGGAUGGAUGGAAUUAGUGUGUUAUUUUUUUAUUUCCAGACCGCUAUUGGUGAUGAUAUAAGAGACUGCCAGCAACGCGGUUGGUUAAGUCUUUUAUAUUUAAAUAAUUUCCUUUAUGAUGCUCAAUGUAUACCACAUACAUGGCAUUUAGCAGCAGAUAUGCAACUUUACUGUUUCGGUGUUGUUUUCUAUUUGGUGGCAAAAAAUAAAAAUAACAGAAACAUUUUGCUAGUUUUAACAUUAUUAGUAGGACUACUAAUUCCAGGAAUGAUAAUAUAUAUAAGAAAUUUAAAUCCAUUGAUAAUCCUCUCUCCUACAACUAUAAGCAAUUUCUUCGGAACAGAUCCGACUUUUAACGAAAUGUAUAGACACGCUUAUACAAAUGUGCCAAGUUAUGCUAUAGGGUUGGCUCUCGGAUACUUAAUAUAUGAUUUGCAAAGAAGCGAUUUUCAAAUAGAAAAAUAUAAGAAAUACCGCUACGUGUACUGGGCGUUGUUACCUGCGUGUUUUGUGCCUAUAUUGCUAGGCAGCACGUUCUACGGCCCGCGGCGACACCCUGUAUAUCUGCAUUUACUUUAUGCCAUCGUAUCUAAGCCAUACUUUGGUUUGCUGGUUGCUAUUAUUAUCUUUGGAUUUGUGUUUAAAUAUGAAAAUAUAUACCGCGGCUUCUUUGAGUGGUCUAGUUGGAGAGUGCUGAGUCGCCUCUCGUACUGCGCGUUCCUUGUUCACUUCCUGAUCGUCAGACUGUACACCGCCAGCCAUACCCAGCUUACUCAUAUUACUUUCUACACUAAUUUGUUAAUGGUGACGGGGUUUAUCAUCAGCAGCUUGGCAGUCGCGCUGCCGCUUUGGUUGCUAGUCGAGGCGCCAUCUACCGGUCUCCUGCAGUACUACAUGACAAAGAGAAACAUUAACAAUAAUCUAAAAGAGACAUUGAAGUCUGAAAAGUCUAAAAAUAUUUAGAUUCAUUAAUUAUUUAUAAGCACUUGACUUGCAAUCUGCAGGUCCUGGGUUCGAAUCCC